CAACCUAUUGUCCUAUUUUGUCCAGAUCCGGUUUACUACACCACAUUUCCUACUCUACCUUGCCGGCUCGGCGCGCGUCAGGAUGGCCGUCACGUCGAUACAAGACCGAACGUCCGAGUUCAAGUCCGUCCUAACCCAGGUGCAAAGACGACAGGCUUCGUCUAAGAUUAGCGCACAAAGAAGAUCACUCCUAACCGACUCACAAAAAUCUGCCGCCAAUGGCGAUGCGCAACCGCAUCGGCGCUCCGAGUUCGCGAGACGCGCGGCCGAGAUAGGGCGCGGGAUUGCUGCUACCAUGGGGAAAUUGGAAAAGCUCGCGCAGCUGGCAAAACGCAAGACGCUAUUCGAUGACCGGCCUAUCGAGAUCAACGAGCUCACAUUCAUAAUAAAACAAGAUCUCUCUUCAUUAAAUCAGCAGAUCAGUGGACUACAGACGCUGUCGCGACAAAUGCACCCCAAGGCGGACCAGGAGGGCGAGCACAAUAAGAAUAUUGUUCUUAUGCUACAAGGAAAGCUCAGUGACGUGGGCGCCAACUUCAAGGAUGUGCUCGAGGUUCGAACCAAGAACAUACAAGCAUCGCGAUCGCGCACCGAAAACUUCAUCUCUUCGGUAUCCCAACAUGCGCAACCGGCCCUCCAACAACAAUCAGCCAGUCCGCUUUACGCAACACCUAACCGAGGCACACCUUCGCCCGGUGCGGACUUACUAUCGCUAAAUCCGGUAAACGACCAACAAAUGCUUAUGAUGGAAGAGGCCGCGCCGCAAAACUCCUACAUACAACAACGAGGCGAAGCAAUCGAGGCAAUCGAGAAGACUAUUAGCGAGUUAGGAUCCAUUUUCGGGCAGCUUGCGCAAAUGGUGGCGGAGCAGAGCGAGAUGAUCCAGCGCAUCGACGCCAAUACGGAGGAUGUGGUCGACAAUGUGCAGGGAGCGCAGCGAGAGUUGUUGAAGUACUGGUCACGCGUAUCAAGCAAUCGAUGGCUGAUCGCCAAGAUGUUUGGUGUAUUAAUGAUAUUUUUCCUAUUAUGGGUUCUCAUAGCGGGUUAGGCGAGAAAGAAAGAAACAAACACAAGGGUGAAACGAAACGGGAUGAGACGAGACGAGACGUUAUUAGUAGCGACGCUGGUGUACUACUAUAUUUACCUUAUUUUCGCUUCGUUUUUUAAAAGGGAAAACUUUUUGUACAUUAACAUUAUUACCUACUACCUAGGUAUUGGU
Molecule: messenger RNA, 1219 nt
Organism: Hypoxylon fragiforme
Lineage: Eukaryota; Fungi; Ascomycota; Sordariomycetes; Xylariales; Hypoxylaceae
Product: putative ER-golgi SNARE complex subunit
Exons: 3
Coding region: 83-1048 (321 amino acids)
Biological process (GO): endoplasmic reticulum to Golgi vesicle-mediated transport; intracellular protein transport; vesicle fusion
Cellular component (GO): endomembrane system; Golgi membrane; SNARE complex
Molecular function (GO): SNAP receptor activity; SNARE binding
Source: RefSeq, a predicted model, not a curated record